This is a messenger RNA of Melopsittacus undulatus (budgerigar), 640 nucleotides long. Its product is annotated as parvalbumin, thymic. NCBI's taxonomy places the organism in Eukaryota, Metazoa, Chordata, Aves, Psittaciformes, Psittaculidae. Gene Ontology annotation, molecular function: calcium ion binding. The transcript is spliced from 5 exons. The record is from RefSeq and is a predicted model, not a curated record. Gene Ontology annotation, cellular component: cytoplasm. The coding region runs from base 49 to 378 and encodes 109 amino acids.
CACGUAGAUUGCUUCUUUACUCAGCUGAGAAGACCACAAAGUUCAACAAUGGCCAUCACUGACAUCCUUUCUGCUAAAGAUAUUGAAUCUGCUCUCUCCAGCUGCCAGGCUGAUGGUAGCUUCAACUGCAAGUCUUUCUUCUCCAUGAUUGGUUUAUCCAGCAAAACUCCUGAUCAGAUAAAGAAAAUUUUUGGAAUCCUUGAUCAGGACAACAAUGGUUUCAUUGAAGAAGAUGAGCUUCAACUGUUUCUGAAGAAUUUCUCUUCAAGUGCCAGAGCGCUCACCCCCGCAGAGAUCAAGGACUUCAUGGCUGCAGGUGACUCUGAUGGCGAUGGCAAAAUUGGAGUAGAAGAAUUCCAGUCUAUGGUGAAGGCAUAAACAGCAUCAGGCCAAAGGCAUCCUUGGACUGACUCUUCCAAUUACCUCGUCCAACAAGCACUUCGCACUCAGCAUGUGUUUGUACAUUUUUAUAUUGUUUCAGGCAUUAACAACCCCUCAAGUUCACACAUCAGACUGCUGAGAAAUCUUGCAAUGUACAGAUCAUGUGGUACUGUUACAUUUCCAUUGUAAAGAAAGCACUUUGCGAUUUUCAACCACUCAUAAUGUUGAAAUUGUGGCUAGAAAAGGGGAGAUAAAAAAU